AGGGUAGAACCAGCUGUAGGGGGCGUUGACCUCGUUCUAGGGACAGCUCCGUGCCUUCGGGCGGGACAGAUCCUAGCUGGGAGCGGCUGGGAGCGCGGACCCUCCAGGAUGAGGCCGGCGCUAGUCCUGUGCCUCCUCUGGCUGACCUUCUGGUCCCGGCAGGGCCGUAGCGAGCACCCCACCGCCGACCGCGCGGGAUGCUCGGCCUCGGGGGCCUGCUACAGCCUGCACCACGCGACCUUCAAGCGGCUGGCGGCCGAAGAGGCCUGCAACCUGCGCGGCGGGGCUCUCAGCACGGUGCGCGGGGGCGCGGAGCUCCUUGCAGUGCUUGCUCUCCUGCGGGCAGGCCCGGGACCCGGAGGGGGCUCCAAAGACCUUAUAUUUUGGGUGGCACUGGAGCGCAGGCGAUCUCACUGCACCCUGGAGAACGAGCCAUUGAGGGGUUUCUCCUGGUUGUCCCCCGACGUCGGCGGGUCGGAAAACGACACGCUGCAGUGGGUGCAGGAGCCCCAACGCUCUUGCACUGUGCGGAGUUGCGCGGGACUCCAGGCCACCGGGGGAGUCGAGCCCGCAGGUUGGAAAGAGAUGCGCUGCCACCAGCGUGCCAACGGCUACCUGUGCAAGUACCAGUUUGAGCGCUUGUGCCCCGCGCCACGCCCCGGGGCCGCCUCUAACUUGAGCUACCGCGCGCCCUUCCAGAUGUACAGCGCUGCGCUGGACUUCAGUCCCCCCGGGACCAAGGUGAGUGCGCGCUGCCCCGGGCAUCAACUCAUCGCAGCCACCUGCAUCGUGGACGAGGUCGGCGCGCGCUGGGACGGGAUACCCUCCGGGGCCGUGCUCUGUCCCUGCCCGGGGAGGUACUUGCGUGCCGGCAAAUGCGCGGAGCUCCCUAAUUGCCUAGACGACUUAGAAGGCUUUGCCUGCGAGUGUGCCGAGGGCUUCGUGCUGGGGAAAGACGGACGCUCUUGUGUAACCAAUGGAGAAGGACAGCCGGACCCUGAGGGGACCAAGGUGCCCACCAGGCACCCGCCGGCCACUGCAGCCAGCCCCGUGCCGAAGAGAACGUUGUCACCCAGGGUCCAUGAGAAGCCAGGAGAGAUACCCCAUGUCCCUGGACAAGGCAGUUCAGCAACAUCUAUUCCCGAGAUUCCUUGGUGGGGAGCACAGAGCACGAUGUCUUCCUCUCAAAUGUCCCCUCAAGCCGACUCAAAGACCACCACCACUUCUUCAGGAAGCGUGCUUCCCGAGUUUAAUUCCACAUCUUCCUCUACGAUUCCCCAGGCUUUUGACUCCUCCUCCACCGUGGUUUUCAUACUUGUGAGCAUAGCAGUAGUAGUGUUGGUGAUCUUGACCAUGACCGUGCUGGGACUUUUUAAACUCUGCUUCCACAAAAGCCCUUCCUCCCAGUCAAGAAAGGGGUCUUUGGCCCCUUCGGGCAUGGAGAGUGAUGCCGAGGCCACUGCUCUGCGCCCAAGUUCUGCACAUUGCACAGACAAUGGGGUGAAGGGCACAACCUGUGGGACAGAGCAGAGGGCGCCUCACUGACGGGGUCCUUCUUGGCUCCAGGGACACAUAUGGAAACCAGGGGACAGUGAGCACUUCUUGUAAGCAGUUUUUCACUUUCAGGGAAAAGGGAAAAGAAGAGGAACUUAUUUGUGGGACUGAUGACUCCUACAGAUGUUUCCUUCCUUUAAAUUUCCUCUCCUCCACGGAGGAGCUACAUCUGAACUGAACUACAUCUUCCCUAAGAUGGAAGAGGUGGACGUGCCUUAAGGUGUUACUGGGGCCCCAGAAUUCUACUGGGGAGAGGUAUUUUCUUGUGUUUAUCCUAGGGGAUCUGGAGAAGUGAUGGAACAUUUAUAAGACACUGGAAACAAACAGAAAACAAUACAAUUUUUUUUAAUUUUAUUUUUUAUCAAGAUGGAAGGAAAAACUCUGCCUACAUUGUUCAGGCUGGGAGUAUAUUGGUUUACAAUUUUCAGGCAAAAAGAUAAAUAAAUAAAGGAUUGUUGAUGACCCAGGCUCAAAUAUCAUGGGUUUCUUGGAGAAGUAAUUAUUUAGGAAGAGCAACUGAGGGACAUGCUGGGAGUAGGAACAAAAGUAGAUACUGCUUUUAGAUGGAGGGGGAAAUCUUUAAGCCCUUGUAAUAAAGAGCAGAACUUUAAGAAUUAGUAACUUUUUCCUUGGUUCUUUUAUACUUUGCUUUCAAAGUCACAGCUAUGCAAGUGCCCUGCUAUAAAUCCAAACUGUAGUGCUGCCAGAGUUGUUGGCUCUGGAAGCAAAUUACAGUUGACCACCAAUUCAAGUGUUUACUGUGUGUCCUUGCUCAAGGAAACAAAUGAUUUGUUUUUCUCUUCCAAUGUUUGUGCUCUCCUGUGUAAUGACUUUCCCAACCAAAUAGCUCUCUCUUAAAUAUCAGGAUGCUGAUCCUCACUUCCAAUUAUGGCAAUGUUAAUUUUCAAUUAAACCGUUAAUGCUAAGUAUUGAUUUUAAAUCUUCUGGGUGCAUUAAAACAAAAGUAGGCUGGAUUUCCUCUGAAACUGCUAGAUUAUUAUGCACUGUUUAAUCUAUGAAAAAACUUGAAUUCCAAACCAUUUUCUUCCCCUCUUAAUAAAAGUGUAUGCAGUGACCAUA
This is a messenger RNA of Hipposideros armiger (great roundleaf bat), 2634 nucleotides long. It is a transcript of the gene CLEC14A, whose product is annotated as C-type lectin domain containing 14A. The transcript has a single exon. Bases 109 to 1545 code for a protein of 478 amino acids. Gene Ontology annotation, cellular component: extracellular matrix; external side of plasma membrane. NCBI's taxonomy places the organism in Eukaryota, Metazoa, Chordata, Mammalia, Chiroptera, Hipposideridae. The record is from RefSeq and is a predicted model, not a curated record. Gene Ontology annotation, molecular function: extracellular matrix binding; extracellular matrix protein binding. Gene Ontology annotation, biological process: cell migration.